GCCUCUUUCGGUUAAUCCGGUUCCCUGUGCUGUCAUUCCAUCAGAGGCGCUUCAUCACCUGUCUCUGCUGCCACCGUGGGAAUCAUACGUUUUAUUUAACAGAAAAAAAUAUACAAAAAUGGCAAGCAGCUUCUCCAGAAUCCUGACCACCCGCCGGAAAAUCGGUCUCCUGUCUGCGGUGGGGGGUUCAGUGACGGCUGGGUUUCUGAUGCACCGGGAACAUGUCAAGGCUGGAACUCCGGUCCGCAGGAGUUACCCCGCCAGUGCGGAGUACCCUGACCUGCGCAAACACAACAACUGCAUGGCCUCUCACCUGACUCCGGCCAUCUAUGCCAAGCUGUGUGACAAGGCCACUCCCAAUGGGUACACGCUGGACCUGGCCAUCCAGACGGGCGUGGACAACCCCGGGCAUCCCUUCAUCAAGACUGUGGGCAUGGUGGCAGGAGACGAGGAAUCCUACCAGGUUUUUGGAGACCUGCUGGACCCUAUCAUUAAAGAGAGGCACAACGGCUACAACCCACAGACCAUGACGCACCCCACCGACCUGGAUUCCAGCAAGAUCCACUCGGGCAACUUUGACCCGCGUUACGUGCUCUCGUCCAGGGUGAGAACGGGCCGCAGUAUCCGAGGGCUGAGCCUUCCCCCUGCUUGCACCCGGGCGGAGCGCAGGGAGGUGGAGAGGGUGGUGGUGGACGCCCUCGCCGGCCUGAAGGACGACCUGGCCGGAAAGUACUUUAGUCUUACCCAGAUGACAGACGCAGAUCAGCAACAGCUCAUCGAUGAUCACUUCCUAUUUGACAAGCCUGUGUCCCCCCUCCUGACCUGCGCAGGCAUGGCUCGUGAUUGGCCAGAUGCUCGUGGUAUCUGGCACAACAACGAGAACACGUUCCUGGUUUGGGUGAAUGAGGAGGAUCACACCAGGGUCAUCUCCAUGGAGAAGGGAGGCAACAUGAAGCGGGUCUUUGAGAGGUUCUGCAAAGGCCUCAAGGAGGUGGAGCGUCUGAUCCAGGAGAGAGGCUGGGAGUUCAUGUGGAACGAGAAGCUCGGCUACAUCCUCACCUGCCCCUCCAACCUGGGCACAGGCCUGAGGGCCGGCGUGCACGUCAAGCUGCCGCUGCUGAGCAAGGAUCCCCGCCUCAGUAAGAUCCUGGACAACCUGCGUCUGCAGAAGCGCGGGACCGGUGGCGUGGACACCGCUGCUGUGGGCGGCACGUACGACAUCUCCAACCUGGACCGCCUGGGUUUGUCUGAGGUUCAGCUGGUGCAGACGGUGAUCGAUGGCGUGAACUACCUGAUCGAGUGUGAGAAGAGACUGGAGAAGGGCCAGGACAUCAAGGUGCCCCCUCCCCUUAAACAAUUCAAGUAGACACUGACCCCCCCCCCACCCCCACCCCCACAAACCUCUGGGCACACACAUGCACAAACCCCCCCCCACACACUCUGUUCCCAUAGAUAUUAUGAAUAUCUAUGUAAUCUCUCAUUCACUACCACUACUUAUCUCACCCCCCCUCUACGUUCCCUACAGUACUCCUCUCUAUAUAAUAUAAUCUAUACGCAGAUAUGAGGCUAAACCAAACCCAGAUUACUGCAUUCUUUCAGAUGCUUUUGAAGGGUUUUUAUAUUAAACUCAAGAUCAAGCGUAGCUAUAAAAUGGCAGCAAACAUUUAGGAAGGAUGCACAAACUACAGGCUGUUGUAACGGAGCAAAAAUGGCCACCAGUGUGCCCAUCUCUGCAUGGUAUCUAAGGCUUCUGAAAACACUCCUCGGCCCACUUAACCUGGCUGUACCUCGCCUCAGUCCCUUCCUGCCGCAUGUCCUAUACUCAGAAUAUCUCCUCCCCUCGUCCCUGUGUGAUGGUGCCUCAUCUUAUUGUGUGGUGCUUGUGUAAGUCCGUCCAUUUGUGCUCUUACUCUCCAUCGUAGGUCGUGUUUCUGUUCACUGUAAAUGGUUUUGAAUGUAGAUUAACCGACGGAAGAGACUCCAGAGGAUUUGUAUGUUUGGUGACACACUGCUGUCUAACUGUGGUAACACACACUGGCCGGGCUGUACUGUCAACAACAGACGCAAUAUCAUUCCAGCUCAUCUUGAAUGUCACACUAUAAUAUGUUUUAUUAAAGAAAACCUCUAUUUAACAGUA
Messenger RNA from Eleginops maclovinus (Patagonian blennie), 2137 nucleotides. It is a transcript of the gene ckmt1, whose product is annotated as creatine kinase, mitochondrial 1. Gene Ontology annotation, molecular function: creatine kinase activity. The record is from RefSeq and is a predicted model, not a curated record. The coding region runs from base 119 to 1366 and encodes 415 amino acids. Gene Ontology annotation, cellular component: mitochondrion. Lineage: Eukaryota; Metazoa; Chordata; Actinopteri; Perciformes; Eleginopidae. Gene Ontology annotation, biological process: phosphocreatine biosynthetic process. The transcript is spliced from 9 exons.